Messenger RNA from Aspergillus terreus NIH2624, 1533 nucleotides. RefSeq lists its product as uncharacterized. The record is from RefSeq and is a predicted model, not a curated record. The coding region runs from base 1 to 1533 and encodes 510 amino acids. NCBI's taxonomy places the organism in Eukaryota, Fungi, Ascomycota, Eurotiomycetes, Eurotiales, Aspergillaceae. The transcript is spliced from 2 exons.
AUGGAAGCCGUCGGCGGCCACGCUCAGACAAAAGCCGGGUAUAUUAAGAUCCGGCGGACCUGCGAACAAGCACUCCGUCAUCAUCUGAACUAUGUCUGGGUCGACACAUGUUGUAUCGAUAAAACCAGCAGCGCCGAGCUGUCCGAGGCCAUCAACUCUAUGUUCACCUGGUAUCGUAGAGCUGAUAUCUGCUAUGCAUUCUUAGAGGAUGUGUCGCCAAGCACUGACCCGCACGAUCCCGGCGGGGAGUUCAUUCACAGCGAGUGGUUUACGCGAGGCUGGACUCUGCAGGAACUUCUGGCGCCUUCCUGCUUGGUGUUCUACGCGUCCGACUGGUCUCCAAUCGCUUGGCGGGAUGGGCUGAUCCUAAGCAUCGCGACUGCGACGGGGAUCGACAAGGAUACAAUGCAGCAGAUCGACCGUGACGGGUUGGAGGUGCUCAGGUGCAUUAGCAUUGCAGAGCGUAUGAGCUGGGCGGCAAACAGACGAACCACCCGGGUUGAGGAUAUCGCGUACUGUCUGUUGGGGAUAUUUGGAGUUAACAUGCCCCUGCUAUACGGCGAGGGCGCGCGGGCCUUUCGAAGGCUUCAAGAGGAGAUAAUCAAGCGCUCCGCCGAUCAGUCGAUAUUCGCAUGGGGCCGUGAUGCGACGAGAUCUAAGGCCCUUGGGAUCUUUGCUGUAUCUCCUGCUUGUUUUGCAGGGUGUGGCGAUAUCAUCCAGUGCAAUGCGCAAGCUACUUCUAGUGCUGCGUUUUCGCUCACAAAUGUCGGAGUCCAAAUCCAACUUCCGCUUGCAUGGUUGUAUAAUGAAGAACCACUAAGAUACUACGCCCUCCUACAGUGCCGUCCGAGGCACCUCCACGACAUAGUGUUGGCGGUGCCUAUCAAGAAAGGGGCUAGUGACGCCUAUUCUGGGUCAGGAAUUUGGUACAGGACGUCGUCGGACAUAAAGCUACUUCAUCACAGCAUACGUCACUCAGCAUCUCUGCGGUUUCUAUGCCUCGCUUCUCGCACCGACCAAAUCCCAUUGCCACAGGCACAGGAUCUAGUAUUUUGGAUCCGUUCAAUUCCCAAGGACUUUGAUAUCGAGAGCCUGCAAACUUCCUGCAAGUGGGAUAAGAGGUCGAGAAUCCUUACCACACAACGGUGGGCGACUGGCGGCAACACAUGCAAUCUGGUCGAUACUCCGUUCUAUCUGUCGACCGGCACCAAACGCCGUUUUCUAGGUAUACAGCUGAGAGUCAAACCACCAUACAAAUUUUUUUCAUGGUCAAUGCCUUCAUGGGCAGACUGUCGGGCUUAUCCGCUUUCUCCGGCGCAGUUAGAAGAUUGGUUGAAAGAUCCGACGACUCUGCAUGAUGGCACAUGGUACGCAACUAUACCCCAUGGCAAUAUUGUGUAUCCCACAGUGACAAGUGAAACCAUCCAUGCUGAAAUUCCCAGCGGAUACAUGGGUAUAUCUCCGCGACCUCAUGAAACUCUUGGUGGUGCAUGGUCUCCUUAUCUGGGGGUCCACACGCGUCGUGGCACAUGA